Messenger RNA from Colletotrichum gloeosporioides, 1113 nucleotides. RefSeq lists its product as uncharacterized. Bases 1 to 1113 code for a protein of 370 amino acids. The transcript has a single exon. The record is from RefSeq and is a predicted model, not a curated record. NCBI's taxonomy places the organism in Eukaryota, Fungi, Ascomycota, Sordariomycetes, Glomerellales, Glomerellaceae.
AUGGAGCGAACUGCGUCCGCUGCUGCCGCCGCCAAUUACGACGACGACGGCGAAGUCAUUUCUGCAGAUGUGACAAAGUCAACAUCGCCAACGGCUGGUCUGCCCGUCCAACCCCAGUCGCAAACCCAACUCCCGAAUAAUCCACAUCGACGUACGGUGUCUGGCGCCAGUCUACUUUCCAAGCUCCCCUUUAUGCGCUCCCUCUCAGACGGGAAGCCACAUCACGAAGCCGACCAAGACGCAGCGCACUCGGCGUCGGCAUCCAUGUCAACCAUUACUCAACAGAAGUCGAGAAGACGGAAAGGUUCCCUUAGGAAGGUUGCCCUUCUUGGAAGAGGUGCGCAGAGGGAGCGUAGGGAGGCGAAGCAGCUCACUAUCGACACAUCGCAUAGUGUCUCUCGUGGGGUGGAAAACACGGAGCAUCUAUCCCAAUCACCACCCACAGGUACGACUACCACAACUACAACGACACCCGGGCACGAUCUUCUUGGGCUCAACAUUUCGGACCUCACCCCACGUCCUUCCAUGGACGGCUACGCGAGCAGGUCGAGUCUGGCCGAGUCUUCCGCUUCCUCGACUAGCCCUCCUCAGCCAAACGAGACCGAGUCGAGCAUAACAAGUCCGACGAUAUCAUACACAUCUACUACGGACGAAGAUGACGUUCUACAUAUCCCAAACCAUAUACCGUCACCUCUACGGCCAGACCUGUCGCUGCCGUCGGGCGCCGAAUCCUACUUUGCGAGUCGGAGGCGUCGCUCCAUUUUACAAGCCAAAUCACCACUCUCGUACAGUGGUUUGUCAAGUACGCCGCUGCCGCCUGCUGAUGUGGAUUGGGACUACUCAGACACGGAAUGGUGGGGAUGGGUCGUCCUGAUGGUUACAUGGAUUGUCUUCGUGGUGGGAAUGGGCUCGGUUCUGGGCAUGUGGAGUUGGGCGUGGGAUGUCGGGACGACGCCGUACGCCCCUCCGGAGCUUGAAGAUGAUCCAACUCUGCCCAUUGUUGGCUACUAUCCAGCCCUCAUCAUCCUGACAUGUAUCAUGGCAUGGGUGUGGGUGGUUGUGGCCUGGGUCGGUAUGAAAUAUUUCAGACAUGCCAAGAUUAGCGGCGAUUAA